Molecule: messenger RNA, 2339 nt
Organism: Eucalyptus grandis
Lineage: Eukaryota; Viridiplantae; Streptophyta; Magnoliopsida; Myrtales; Myrtaceae
Product: disease resistance protein RUN1
Exons: 2
Coding region: 264-1433 (389 amino acids)
Biological process (GO): signal transduction; defense response
Molecular function (GO): ADP binding
Source: RefSeq, a predicted model, not a curated record
GCAGUUUGGGGAUUGGAUGCUUUAAUUAAGGGGAAAAGAAAAGGAUUUUUUUUUUUAUUGGUGGCCUUUAUAGUCUCCCGAUGAGUCUUUUUUAAAUUUCGGAACUUUGUUUAAAAAGUCCUGGGCACCUUCACUGGUGUCUACAUUUCUAUCACUUGCCUCGAAAGCCUUCGCUUAAUUUCUAAAGCUAGGCCCCGCCACGCCAACUUCUUUUCUCUGCAGGGGAGAGAGAGAGAGAUCCGGAAUAAUAAGCUUCCUAGCUUAUGGCGAACUCGGAGGCUGGAUCGAGUAGUGAUGCUGCACGAGCAUUAGGGGGCGAGUAUCAAGUAUUCCUGAAUUUCAGAGGAUCCGACACUCGUUAUGGAUUCACGGAUUUCCUCUACCAUGGCUUGGUAGAUGCAGGAGUCCGCGUAUUCAUGGAUGACACUGAACUCAGUCUCGGCGAAGUGAUUGGUGGGAACCUUCUACGUGCUAUCAACAACUCUAUGAUUUAUAUACCCAUCUUCUCUCAAAAUUAUGCUUCUAGCAAAUGGUGUCUCCGUGAGCUUGCGCACAUAAUAGAUAACGUGUCUCAAUCAGAGGGUAAAAAAAGUAUCAUUCCCAUUUUUUUUCGCGUGAAACCUGAGGAUGUUAAGCUUAAAACUCCACUAUAUAGCGAUGCUUUACUGGAACAAAAGAAGUUAUUUCCCGAUGAAGUCGAGGCAUGGACAAAGGCUCUUGUAAAGGUAGAUGAAAUCAAGGGACGGAUCGUAACAGAGGAUCAAAGCCAAGCAAUGAUUGUCAAAUUGGUUGUUGAAAGGGUUUUGGAGGAACUGAAGCUGAAACAAAGAUUAGUGCCUGAACAUUUAGUCGGACUUGAUGAUCGGGUAAAGCACUUGACAGGGUUAUUAGAUGUCAACCAUCACGAUGUGCGGUUCAUUGGAAUUUAUGGAAUGGGUGGCAUUGGUAAAACAACCGUCGCCAAAGUUGUCUUCAAUGAACUACUUCGCCACUUUGGAAAGUGUUCUAGUUUUCUUGAGAACGUUCGAGAGAAGAUGUCGACCGAGGAUGGCAUAGUCCAAUUGCAGAAAAAACUACUGUCUGACAUUGUUGAUUCUAGAUCUGCAGGAGGAAUCCAGGAUGUUGAACAAGGAAUGAGGCAGAUUGGAGAAGUACUCAGCACUAAGAAGGUCCUUGUGGUUCUAGAUGAUGCUGAUAAUAAAGACCAUAUUAAGAGACUAAUAGGAAACAAUUCAUUACAUUUAGGAUCUAGAAUAAUUAUUACAACGAGAAACAAGACUAUUUUGCAAGGUCGGAAUUUAAAGAUGAAAUUAUACCGUAUGAGAUGCUUAAGAUGGAUAAUGCUCUUGCACUUGAGCUUUUUUGUCGGCAUGCAUUUGGAAAAACCUUUCCAUCGAAUGAUUAUCAUGCGCUUUCCAGUGAGAUUGUCUUAAGGACGGGAGGACUUCCUUUGGCUGUUGAAGUGAUAGGUUCGUUACUUAAUAAGAAAGACAAAGCAUUUUGGGAAGAGACUAAAAUCAAGUUAAGGAAUGUACCUGAGGUAGAGAUUAUGGAGAAGUUGAGGAUUAGCUAUGACGACCUAAAUGAGCACGAGCAACAAAUUUUUCUUGAUAUAGCGUGCUUUUUUUUCAAUGAGAAGAAGACCGAUGCAAUUUACAUGUGGGCCGAUUGUGAUUUUUAUCCAGUAAGAGGAAUUGAUGUCCUUACCAAUAGGUGCUUAAUAAAGAUAUUGGACAAUGAUGAGUUCUGGAUGCACGAUCAACUCAUAGACAUGGGAAGGCGAAUCGUCCAUCAAGAAAGUCCAAAUGACCCUGGCAAGCGAAGCAGGCUGUGGAUUGCAAAAGAAGCCCUUGAAAUAAUAAGAACCAAAGAGGUAAGUAAGAAAUGUCCGAUUUUCAAAUAGAUGUUGUAUAUUCUAAGAUAAAGGAUUCUUGCUUGAUUUAGGAUGUUUAUCAUUUUUUUCCUAUCCAUUCAAGAUUGUAAACCAUAGUGGUUGGAAGUUGACUAACUUAUUCACACCAUUGGAAAAUUUCACUUGCAGAGGAAGAACGAAGUUGAAGCACUCGAGAUAAAAGAAUCUUCUUUUAUUUCUAGAAGGUUUAUACAGUUCACAAAUGAAGAGUUUGAAAAAUUUCCAAACCUAAGAUUCCUCAAGUUAAAAAUGGUAGCUUUUACUGGGGACUUUGCAAGGUGUCAUUCAAAGUUGAAAUGGAUUUCUUUGCAGUAUUUCCAUGAGAGAACUCCUGAUUUCAGGGCAGACAAUAUCUAUUUCAAUGAUCUUCUUGUUCUCAAAAUCGAGAACAAUUACUUCAAAGAUCAUUCAAAAGCAUGGGACUUGA